AUGUUUGGAAGAAGCAGCACUGGAAAGACCUUUAUAACAAAAACAAUACUGGGCCAGAGAGGAUCAGCAGAGGUGUUUAAAUCUGAAACCAUCCACGAAUGUGUGGAGAGGAAAAAUGUAUGCUACACAGCUUCAUCUGCAUACCAGGUCACCCUGGUUGAAAUGCCUGAACUAUACAAUACGACUCUCUCUCAAACGGAUAUUCAGCGUGAAGCAUACCGCGCUUUGUGUCUAUGUUCUUAUAACAUACACACAUUUCUCCUGGUUCUUCCUCUCAGACCUCUCACUGAUGACGAUAAAAGAGAACUUGAUAUAAUCAGUGACAUAUUUGACACAGCUGAUGGAAAGUUCUGGGGUCAUCUAAUGAUCUUGUUCAUAUGGGAAGGAAACAGGAAGGACGAAGUCAUCACUGAUUUCAUACAUGUGGACAGAGGUAUUCAAACAAUUGUUCAGAAAUGUGGGAACAAAUACCACACUGUUGGUAUUACCCAAAGACCUGACAGUGGACAGCUCUCAGAGCUACUCCAUGCGAUUGCUAAGAUUAAAACUAGCUACUCGGAUAUCACAUACAGAGAAGCACAGAUGGAGAGGAGACAUCAACUGGAGGUCAGAAUUAAAGAAACUGAGCAAGAAAACAGAGAGUUAAAGAAGGUCAAACAAACAGGAAACAGGCAGGACGAAGUUGUUACUAAUUUCAUACAUGAAACCAGACAUAUUCAGAAUAUUUUUCAGAAAUAUAAGAUCAAAUACCAUACACUCAGUAUUAACCAAAGACCAGAAAGUGAGCAGCUCUCAGAGCUGCUGCAGAAAAUCGAUGCCAUUACUUCAAACAUGUUAACUUGUUACUCAUAUGCCACAUAUCUAGAAGCACAAAUGGAAAGGCAAAUUCAACUGGAUGUCAAAAUUAAGGAAUUGGAGGAAGAAAAUAAAGUGCUGAAAAAGUCUAAACAAACAGCUGAGAAUGAAAGUGAGAGAUCAAGCACAAGCUGUGUGAGAAUUGUGCUUGUUGGAAAAACUGGAAGUGGAAAAAGUGCCACAGGAAACACUAUACUCAACAAAGAUGUCUUUAAAUCAGGUUGCAGUUUGAGAUCAGUGACAUCCUCAUGUCAGAAGGAAGAUGGUUUUGUUAAUGGACAUCCAGUGACUGUUGUUGAUACUCCUGGCCUGUUUGACAAACAUGUCUCAAAUGACGACGUGAAGGAAGAGAUACUAAAGUGUAUCACACUCCUCUCUCCAGGACCUCAUGUGUUCCUCCUUGUGCUUAGAAUCGGAAGACUCACAGAGGAAGAAACUAAAACUCUGAAUUUGAUCAAAGAAACAUUUGGGAAAAAAAGCUGGCAUGUUUACCAUCAUAAUAUUUACCCAUGGUGAUCAGCUAGAUCAGACGAUCGAGAGUUACCUAGAAUAUGCUGGUUCAGACAUGAAGAAGCUGAUCAGAGAUUGUGGGGAAAGAUAUCAUGUGAUUGACAAUAAAAAACAAGACAAAACUAAACAGGUCAUUGAUUUACUGGAGAAAAUCAACAGAAUGGUGGAGAAAAAUGGAGGAGGAUGUUACACAAAUGAAAUGCUAUACAACAGGAAAUGGAAAGGAUAUUACAGAAGAAGAAAGAAGAAAUGGAAAGAGAGAACAAAUGUUUACGCGACAAACAUGAGAUGGAGAUGGCAGAGAUGAAGAGGAGAAUAGCAGAACAAAGAGAGUUAAUGGAGAGAGAGAGGAAGGUAAAGGAGGAAGAACUCAGAAUCAAAGAAGAGUUCUUGCAAACUGAACUUAAGAGAAGAG
This is a messenger RNA of Labeo rohita (rohu), 1780 nucleotides long. RefSeq names its product GTPase IMAP family member 8-like. Bases 1 to 1371 code for a protein of 456 amino acids. Gene Ontology annotation, molecular function: GTP binding. The transcript is spliced from 3 exons. The record is from RefSeq and is a predicted model, not a curated record. NCBI's taxonomy places the organism in Eukaryota, Metazoa, Chordata, Actinopteri, Cypriniformes, Cyprinidae.